Molecule: messenger RNA, 878 nt
Organism: Anthonomus grandis grandis
Lineage: Eukaryota; Metazoa; Arthropoda; Insecta; Coleoptera; Curculionidae
Exons: 3
Coding region: 230-817 (195 amino acids)
Source: RefSeq, a predicted model, not a curated record
AUAAACAAUUUUAAUCAAACAACACAAUUUAACGAACGAAUAUUUAAGAGGCUUAAGCAUUGAAAACGUAUCUUUACGAACUUAAGAGAUUUUUGCUAGAUCGGGUAAUUUAUUUCUACGAAUCCACUGUGUAUAAAUUUGAGAUUUUUUGCCAAUAUCUGCUUGAGAACGGGUAAUAGUCCGGAACAUAUUAGAUCAUUAUUUUUGAACUGUAAAACGUGUAUUUUUAAUGGAGAUACAAGAUUUUCUCAAAGAAGUUUUAUAUCAAUACCAGCAAAAACAAUAUCGAAAAAUAUUAAAUUUAAAUGAAAAUUCGGAUAAUAGAAUUGCCUCAAAAAUUUUGUGGGUUUGGCCCAGUUUGAAGAAUUUAAAUUUUAUUAAAGGUGAACUUCGACGGUAUGGUGUAAAAGGGGUCAUAUCUAUAGGGUGUGGGUGUGGACUUUUGGAAUGGAUUAUCCAAGAACAUACAGGUUUACCUGUGAUAGGAUAUGAAAUCAAUAGGGAAUGGUGGGAGAGCAAAUAUUCUGUGCCACCAUUUAUCAAUCUCAGAUAUGCAGAUGAUGAAAUUCAGCCAAAGUUUGAUCCAGAAUUUGCUAUGAUGUUUUGUUAUUUUAAUGAUGGAACAACUUUUAGGAAUUAUUUACAGAAAUAUAGUGGAAAAAUAGUGUUAAUCAUAGGACCAGCAGAUGGUGCCGGAAGACACACAGCACCUGAGCCGUUUUAUCCGGAUUUUCGUACAAAAAACUGGCGACUCAUCAGUAAUCAAGAAGUAAAAGACACCAAAGAUUUUAUUGCUAUUUAUAUGAAGACUAAAUAACAUAUUUUAUUGUUUUUCUCUCUUGAAUGUUAUCAUGUAUAUGAAAAUGCUUAAACUCCAA